UGUGAGCACGUGCAGACAUAAACAAUAACUGUACAACAACGUUUUAUUUGAUGCGUUUUUAGACUAGAGCAGAAUUUAUUUUUUUAGACAACUGAGGUGUUGUAAAAUGCCGAAGCCCAAGAAUCGGACAACUGUAAAAGUAACCAAAGAAGACAAGACAAAUAAAAAGGACAAGACUAGCAAUAUUUGUAGAAAGAUUUCCCCUGUACACGAUUUUGAUGAGGAAGAAAUUAAGAAAAUCCGCUUGAAUCUUGUAGAAUGGUAUCAGUGUAAUAAACGUGAUCUUCCAUGGAGAAAACUGGCAACAGAUCCCGAUAUAAAUAAAAGAUCUUAUUCUGUUUGGGUAUCGGAGGUUAUGUUACAACAAACACAAGUUGCUACGGUGAUAGAUUAUUACAAUAAAUGGAUAAAAAAAUGGCCAACAUUAGUGGAUUUAGCCAAGGCAUCAUUAGAGGAAGUAAACGAGAUGUGGUCAGGUCUAGGUUACUAUUCACGGGGUCGACGUCUUCAAGAAGGAGCUAAAAAGGUUGUUGAGGAAUUAGGAGGUGAAAUGCCAAGAAAUGCUGAAGAUUUAUUAAAUGAGCUAGCUGGGGUAGGUCGAUAUACAGCAGGAGCGAUCGCAUCAAUAGCUUAUAAUCAGGUUACUGGAUUAGUUGAUGGCAAUGUAAUACGAGUUUUGUCUCGACUACGGUUAAUAGGUGCUGAUAGUACCAGUCAUACAUGUAUGGAUGUUUACUGGCACCAUGCCAAUAAGUUAGUAGAUGUUGAUCAACCAGGUGAUUUUAACCAAGGUUUGAUGGAAUUAGGGGCCACAGUGUGCACCCCAAAAACACCCAACUGUUCUGUUUGUCCACUUCAAAAAUAUUGUAAAGCUUAUUCUCAGGUAGAAGUCCAUAAAACAGACAACGCUAGUAAAUUGUUAUCAGAUGUUACAAAGAAUGGAAAAAUAAAAAUGGCAGAGAUUUCAGAUAUUGAAUGCUUAGUUGAAGAUUGUUCACUUUGUUUUGAUAAAACAGAAACAUGGGAUCCAAGUAUGGGUGUGAUGAAUUAUCCUAGAAAAGUAAAGAAGAAAGCCGCCCGGGAGGAGAGAACAGUUGUAUGUAUUAUUAGUCGGACAGAUUCGGACAAUAAUCUCGAAUAUCUUAUAACACAAAGACCACAAAAAGGAUUACUGGCAGGUUUAUGGGAAUUUCCUUCACAGCUGAUAACAGAUGAGUCAUGUGACAUUACAGACACUCUAAAUACCAAAUAUGGUAUUGUUUUAUCAGGUGAUUGUAAGAGGUUAAAGGUCGGAGAGGUUGUACAUAUAUUUUCUCACAUACAUCAAACAUAUGUAGUAGAAUCUAUUACACUGACUGAUCAUAUUAAAGAUAAAACUAACCAAGAUGAUGUAAGAUGGGUAACUAAAGAUGAUUUCCUUCAGUCAGCCAUUUCAACAGCCAUGAAAAAGGUUUUUAAAGCUUAUGAGAAGUCUUCUGACUCUUCAGCAUCUUUUAACAAGGGUCUAAAGAGGAAACGAGGUAAAAGUCAAGAUACAGCGGACUCGAAAAAACAAACUUCAUUAAAUUCUUUUUUUAUAAAGCAAUAAAUAUUUUUGUUCAUUUUAAACAUCACCAUAAUAUCAUGAUUUUCAACACCACAUCAGUUCAUCAUCAUUACAUCUUCAAUGUCAUCAUUACGUACAUCAGAUAAACUACUUUUAAAGCCAAAAACUGUUCAACUAGUCUCUUAUGGUCAGCGCUCUUUUAGUUAUCAAGCACCUGUUUUAUGGAAUAAUCUACAUCUUUAUUUCUUUUUAAAAAGGAACUUAAAAGACAUUUAUUUAAUCAGGUUUUUAACAGAUUCUUCAUACAAUCGUUAAGAUGUCCAUAAUCUUGUUGUUUAUUGUAAAGUGCCCCUGAACAUGUUAUAUGAAAGAAUGCACAAUAAAUAUUAAAUAUGCUGUAACAAUAAUAAUCAUAAUCUCUGUACCAUCACUUCAAACUAAUCGUCAUUAACCACAUCAUCAUCAUCAUCAACCUAAUCACCACCAAUAUCUUCAUUACCACAUUAUUAUAAUCAUCCUUAUCACCACCCACAUUUUCAUCAUCAUCAUGGGGGGUUGGAUGGCUGAAUGGUUAGUGUGCGCGCGCUGUAUCAUAAAGUCUGUCAUUGAGUCGACUGGCGUGGUUUCGAAUCCCCGGUUGUACGUGACAAGGAGUAGGGUCGCCUGUCCAACCUCGUGGGUUUUCUCCGGGUCCUCCGGUUUCCUCCCACUGCUAAAGACCCCUACGCGCAAGCGAAUUAUGUAAAUAAAAUUAAACCAUAUGUUAGUCCCGAAAUGACCUAGUUUGUGUCGAGUGGACGUUAAACCCCAUUUCUCUCUCUCUCUCUCUCAUCAUCAUCAUCAUCUUCAACCCAGGCCUAAUUAUAAUAUAAUCAUCCUAGUCAUCAAAACAUCAUCAUCAAGAUUCUCAUCACCACAUCAACAACCUUAUCACUACAUCAACAUCACCAUCAUAUCAACCUUAUCAACAUCACCAUCACCCCUAUCACCAUCAUAUCAACCUUAUCACCACAUCAACAUCACCAUCACCCCUAUCACCAUCAUAUCAACCUUAUCACCACAUCAACAUCACCAUCACCCCUAU
Molecule: messenger RNA, 2630 nt
Organism: Patella vulgata (common limpet)
Lineage: Eukaryota; Metazoa; Mollusca; Gastropoda; Patellidae
Product: adenine DNA glycosylase
Exons: 14
Coding region: 107-1588 (493 amino acids)
Biological process (GO): base-excision repair; mismatch repair
Cellular component (GO): nucleus
Molecular function (GO): oxidized purine DNA binding; 4 iron, 4 sulfur cluster binding; adenine/guanine mispair binding
Source: RefSeq, a predicted model, not a curated record